This is a messenger RNA of Peronospora matthiolae, 408 nucleotides long. The record is from the annotation of a GenBank genome assembly. NCBI's taxonomy places the organism in Eukaryota, Oomycota, Peronosporomycetes, Peronosporales, Peronosporaceae.
AUGUACAGUCGAGCAAUCAGCCGCGCCGUUUCGCAGACCACGCGCCAAAGCGCGCGCAUGGCGUCGACGACGAAACACUCGUCCGUGAACGGCAAGGGGGCGCUGGAUGGGGCCUACAAGACGUUCAUGAAGAGCACGCCGGUGUACGUGACGACGGUUCUGCUUGCAGCGCUCGUGGGAGAGAGCGUCUAUGGCUCGGUGACCAACUACGUCUGGGAGGCGAGCAACCGUGGCCGGCUGUACCACCACGUGGACUGGUCCAAGUUUGAAGAGGAGGAGGAAGAAGACGAAGAGGAGGAGGAGCAGGAAGAGAAGGGAGAAGAAGCAGCAGAGGAGGAGGAGGAAGAGAAGGGAGAAGCAGAGGGAGACGUUGAGAGUAUCCACGAGUACAACGACGAAGACAAGUAG